AUGGAGAAGAUCAAGGCAAUGGGAAUGAAUACGGUGUCGUUCUACAGUCACUGGGGCUACCACGCGCCGACAAACGAUACGCUUGAUUUCGAAACCGGGGCUCACGACAUCGGAAGGAUAUAUGAAAUUGCGAAAAACCUAGGCCUUUUCGUCCACGCCCGACCCGGUCCUUACAUCAACGCGGAGACCAGUGCUGGUGGGAUGCCGCUCUGGCUCACUACUGGAGAGUAUGGUGCCCUACGCGACAAUGCUACUGUUUUUACAGGUGCAUGGAGGCCGUACAUGUCCAAGGUCGAAGAGAUCACGGCACCUUUUCAGGUGACCAACAAUGGCACCGUGAUACUGUACCAGAUCGAAAACGAGUUUCCUAACCAAUGGAGCAAUGUGGAGGAGAAGAUUCCAAGACCCGUCCCAAUCGCGUAUAUGGAGACUCUUUUUGAGAACGCCCAGUCAAACGGCAUAGUUGUUCCCUUGACACACAAUAUGCCUAAUCGCCAAGCUAAGGCAUGGUCUAUUGACUAUGACACAGCUGGGGCUCGAGGGAAUGUCCAUAUCUAUGGUCUUGAUAAUUAUCCAACCUGCUGGUCUUGUAUUCCGAGUGACUGCAGUACAUCCAACCCGUCUUUUACCUUGAUGGAUUACACGGCCCACUUCAAUGAGGUAUCCCCAAAGCAGCCGUCCAUGAUGCCCGAGUUUCAAGGAGGUGCUCUGAACCCUUGGGAUGGACCGGCAGAAGGAUGCGAAGCAAAAACAGAUGAAUCUUUUGUCAACUUCUAUUACCGAGACAACGUCGCUCAGAGGGUCACUAUUCUCGGCCUCUAUAUGAUUCAUGGAGGUACCAACUGGGGUUGGAUAGGUGCACCAUUCGUACCUACAAGCUACGGAUAUAGCGCUGCCAUCGCCGAAAACCGGACAAUCGGCUCAAAAUACUAUGAGAUCAAGAGCCUUGCCUUGUUCACCAGAGCGGCAAAGGACUUGACCAAAACCGAUAUCGUGGGAAAUAGUACAUCGUACACCGACAACGAGGCGAUCACAACCAUCGAACUUAGAAACCCAGAUACGGACGCCGGGUUCUAUGCUAUCCGACACACGGAUCCCACAAGUAGCGAUGAACAAUCUUUGCGACUGUCAGUUCGGACAUCAGCAGGCAACUUUACAGUGCCAAUAGUGUCCGGGAAUGACAAGAUGUCUCUCAAUGGCCACGUAGCAAAGAUACUCGUGACUGAUUUCAACUAUGGCCGGAUGAACCUGGUUUACUCAACGGCUGAGGUACUGACUUAUGGCAUCUUUGAUUCCCAGCCGAUCUUGGUGCUCUGGGUAUUCAAUGGUGAAGGCGGAGAGUUCUUCAUCGAGGGCGCAACAUCAGGUAAAGUAGUGGGUGGGGAUGCUUCAAAGGUCCAGUUCGUCAAGCCAGAGAAGGGCUUGAUUGCCAAUUUCAAGGACCAAACAGGUAUGACUGUGGUCACUACGAACGAGGGUGCUCGUGUGCUCCUGAUGGACCGCGACACAGCGCAUCUUUUCUGGGUCCCGGCGCUCACGACUGACCCGACUGUGCCAGUUGAUCAAGUUGCUUUUGUCCAGGGCCCUCACCUAGUGAGAGGAGCACAGCUCGAAGGGAGUGUCAUCUCAAUACGGGGCGACUCAAAUGAGACCAAAAGAAUUGAAGUCUUCGCAGCCAAGCAAGCGAAAACGAUAAGAUGGAACGGAAAGAGGCUGAAAACUCAAAGGACUAAUUGGGGCAGCCUUACGGCGGAGAUUGGCGGCCCUGAGGUGUUUGAGACCCCAAAGCUAGGAACUUGGCGAGUGCAGGACAGCCUAAUCGAGCGCCACACCAACUACUCUGAUUCAGGCCUGGCUUGGGUGGACGCAGACGACAUGGAGACUUCAAGCCAAUAUGACGACGCCACAAAACCAUAUCUGUACAGCAAUCAAUAUGGCUUCCACAACGGCGUGCACCUAUGGAGGGGCUAUUUUAACGGAACUGCUGAUGUGGUGUAUCUUGAGGUUCAAGGCGGCAUUGCUCAUGGCUGGACAGCCUGGUUGAACGGUAAAUUCAUCGGCUCCUUUUUAGGAGAUCUCAGCUCGUCAACCGGUGCCAAGGAGUUUUCAUUUCCAAAUGAAACCGUGAGUGACAAACAAAAUGUUCUUCUCGUUAUGCAGGACAUUACUGGUCAUGACCAGGGGUCUGGCUCUUUGAAUAUACGCGGUAUUGUCAAUGCCACUUUGCUGAACAGCGAAUCUGGGUUUAGCUCGUGGAAGGUUGCCGGAACAGCGGGAGGCGCAACUGGAAGCUUCCUUGACCCAGUCCGGACGCACUAUAACGAAGGUGGACUGAGGGCUGAGCGCCUAGGGUGGCAUCUCCCAGGCUUCGAUGAUUCACGCUGGCCCAAGAAGUCCCCUGGCGAUGGGUUCACAGGAGCAGGAGUCAGGUUCUACCGCACGCAUCUUCCAUUGGACACCCCAGCUGGCCAUGACGUCGCGCUGAGCGUGAAGCUCAACUUCGACAGCGACGAAACCUCAAACAGUUUUCGGGGGUAUAUUUAUAUCAACGGUUACCAGUACGGCAGGUACUACCCAUACCUGAACGACGCCAUGAAUACUUUCCCUGCGCCUCCCGGUGUCUGGAACUAUAAUGGCGAUAACGUUAUCGGCCUUGCGAUCUGGAACCAGGAGGAAAAGGAGGUCAAGUGUGACCUGGAAGUCAAGGUUGAGUAUGUGCUCGCAUCGUCGCUCGACGUCAAAUUUGACGGGACGUACUUGCGCCCAGGAUGGGAUGAGAAGCGGCUUCUGUAUACUUAG
Molecule: messenger RNA, 2799 nt
Organism: Aspergillus mulundensis
Lineage: Eukaryota; Fungi; Ascomycota; Eurotiomycetes; Eurotiales; Aspergillaceae
Product: glycoside hydrolase family 35 protein
Exons: 3
Coding region: 1-2799 (932 amino acids)
Biological process (GO): carbohydrate metabolic process
Cellular component (GO): vacuole
Molecular function (GO): beta-galactosidase activity
Source: RefSeq, a predicted model, not a curated record